GGUUCAUAAGGGGUCAGAGAAAAAAGUUUUUCCUUCUUUCUUUUUCUUUAUCUCCUUCAUAUUCUUACACUUCUUUUAUAUAUUAUGAAAAGAUUAUCAACUGCCUCUACACCCAAGAGUCAUCACCAUCAUCAUCAUCACCAUAGCCACCAUAACUCUAUCUCGUCAACCACUACGUCGUAUAGUACUGGUGAACGCUUGUUCCCAUUACAUCGAUCAGUGACUGAUGAUAAAUCCUACUCCAAUAACAGCUCGUUAUCACCCAUCACAAGAUUUGUCUGCAAGUUAUUAGGUUUAGCCGGGCCUUCAGCAAGACCUCGUCUUUGGCACAAGUCAAAAUCCACCACUUCCAUCACUAAAAGUUCAGUCAUAUCAUCAUACCAACCAACUAGUAAUUCAUCAGUAAUUACUUCAGAAACCACAACCGUUAGAAAACCAACCACCAUUACUAUCGUUACGCCUAUUGCACCUGGUACAUUAUCUCCAUCUAUGAUGGAAUGGGGUCGGGAUAGUCUACCCAAUGCUUUCCAUAACGAUCCGGAGGAUGAUGCAAGUUCGGUAUCCUCUACAACUUCUACAACGAGUAUAGUCUCAACUAUAAAUAGCUCUAUUUCUUCUUCUGUAAAUAAUUCAGCAGCUGUUGAUGCAUUAGUAAUUGCUAGUUUGAUACCAACAAAGGCUAAAACAACAAAUUUAGAAUUUGAUGAUAUGCCAAGCAUAAUUUUAGGAAACCGUAAACAGGAAUCAGAAGUUGUACUGACAGAAGAAAUCGCAGAACUGGUACGUCCUUACCUCCCAAGAAGAUAUCGUAUUGCCCAAAAAUGGAACUUGCUGUAUAGUUUGGAUCAACAUGGUGCUAGUCUUUUUACUUUAUACUCUUUGAUGAGAGACUAUGAUGGGCCAUGUAUGAUGAUUAUUAAAGAUGCAGAUGGACAGGUUUUUGGCUCUUACUUGAGUAACCCGCUGUCUUCCCAAAGCCACUAUUACGGAACCGGUGAAUGCUUCUUAUGGAAAUCAUCUUGUGCUUCUCCUAAAAUUAAAACCUAUCCUUGGACAGGAAAGAAUGAUUACAUGAUUCUGUCAGAUUCUGACUAUAUAGCCAUUGGCGGAGGUGAUGGAAAAUUCGGGCUUUGGUUGAAUUCCGAAUUAGAAAAAGGUUACAGCACUACAUGCCCCACUUUUGACAAUGAAUGUCUCACAUUUAAACCGGAAUUCGAGUGUAUGGAAAUGGAGAUUUGGGGAUUCUCCUUGUAAUUUUUUUCCUAGCUUUUGUAAAUAAUCCACCCAUAGCAUUAUUCCAAAAAAAAAACAAAAAACUAUUUAUUACUAUCUAUUCCCCCCUCCCUUUCCCCCUUCUACUCCACCGUGACUCAACAAAGUCUCGUGGCUUUAUUGAUUUUUGCACACUCAGAAAAACUUAUACAGCGAUUCGCGUUUAAAAUCAGGUUUUUUUAUUAUGAAUAAUCAAGAAUUUCUUAUGUAUUGCUAUUUUAUCUUUUAUAAAAUGAUUCAAAUCUUUUAAACUAUU
Molecule: messenger RNA, 1528 nt
Organism: Mucor mucedo
Lineage: Eukaryota; Fungi; Mucoromycota; Mucoromycetes; Mucorales; Mucoraceae
Product: TLD-domain-containing protein
Exons: 6
Coding region: 85-1254 (389 amino acids)
Biological process (GO): response to oxidative stress
Cellular component (GO): nucleus
Source: RefSeq, a predicted model, not a curated record